This is a messenger RNA of Zychaea mexicana, 1373 nucleotides long. RefSeq names its product UDP-glucose 4-epimerase. NCBI's taxonomy places the organism in Eukaryota, Fungi, Mucoromycota, Mucoromycetes, Mucorales, Lichtheimiaceae. The transcript has 4 exons. Gene Ontology annotation, cellular component: cytosol. The record is from RefSeq and is a predicted model, not a curated record. The coding region runs from base 90 to 1157 and encodes 355 amino acids. Gene Ontology annotation, biological process: beta-D-galactose catabolic process via UDP-galactose, Leloir pathway. Gene Ontology annotation, molecular function: UDP-glucose 4-epimerase activity.
GAAUAAAAAGGGCCCAGUUUCAUUCUCUUUCUCUCACUCACUUUCUUCAUCUCCAAACACACAAACACUCCAAACAUACAAACACAACAAUGUCAGACAAGGCUGUUCUCGUUACUGGUGGUGCCGGCUAUAUUGGCUCGCACACUGUCAUUGAGUUGUUGAACGCGAACCAAAACGUGGUCAUCAUUGACAAUUUGACAAACUCUUCCUAUGAGGCCGUCCGCCGCAUCGAGAAACUUACCGAGAAGAAGGUUACUUUCUACAAGGUCGACAUUCUUGACAAGAAGGCUAUGCUCGAGGUUUUCAAGCGACACGACAUUUGGGCUGUCAUUCACUUUGCUGGUCUCAAGGCCGUUGGUGAGUCGACCCGGAUUCCUUUGGACUAUUACCACAACAACAUUACGGGCACCAUCUUGUUGCUCGAGGCCAUGAAGGAGUCGAAUGUCCACAACAUUGUGUUCUCAUCUUCGGCCACUGUGUAUGGUGACCCCGCCAUUAUCCCUAUUCCCGAAACUCUGCCCACUGGCGCCACCAAUCCUUACGGCCGCACCAAGCAGUUUAUUGAACACAUCAUUCGCGAUCUCUGCACAGCCGAGAACAAUUGGAACGCCGCGUUGCUUCGUUACUUUAACCCAGCUGGUGCUCAUCCUUCCGGCAUCUUGGGCGAGAAUCCUCUCGGCGUUCCUAACAACCUGAUGCCUUACCUCUCGCAGGUUGCCAUUGGCAAGCGCGAAUGCCUGUCCGUAUUCGGUGAAGAUUACGACACCCCCGAUGGUACCUGUGUCAGAGAUUACAUCAACGUCAUUGACUUGGCCAAGGGUCACUUGGCGGCUUUAACCAAGAUGCGUGAACCUAAUGUUGGUUGUGCCGAGUACAAUCUGGGUACUGGACAUGGUAACACGGUUCUGGAGAUGAUCCACGCUUUCAGCAAGGCCGUGGGACGUGAUUUGAAGUACAAGAUCGUGGCACGUCGUCCUGGUGAUGUACGCAACCUGACGGCCAACCCCGAAAAGGCAAACAAGGAGCUGAACUGGAAGUGUGAAAAGACCUUGGAAGAGACUUGCGAGUCCUUGUGGAACUGGCAGAGCAAGAAUCCUAACGGUUUGGAGGAUUGCCCUGGCGAUGCUCCUGCCGAAAGCAUCAUCUGCUAUCUGUAAACCCUCCAAAUACCAUGUAUUAUUCUUCCUCCUCCGCAAAACUUACACAUUUACACUUACAGAAACCAAUUCGUCUUAAACUCCUUGUUCUCAAUCAUCCUCCUUGUUCGUUCUUUUGAUUCUUAUUUUUAUUCGUCCCUCUCGCACUUAGUCAUCCCGAAUUUUGGCGUAAUAUAGAUUCAACAUGUUUGCUAUUUUUACCAAAUCAUAACCGAG